This is a messenger RNA of Durusdinium trenchii, 747 nucleotides long. The record is from the annotation of a GenBank genome assembly. Lineage: Eukaryota; Dinophyceae; Suessiales; Symbiodiniaceae.
AUGUCGGCGUGCGAGAAGGCCAGCGAGUGGCAGAGGACCCUGGUGCUGUUGCAAGCCUUGAAGGCCACGAAGGCCGGGCCUGGGGAUCCAGAUGAACACUGCAGAGCACAAGCAGGGAUGGCCUUCAAUGUGUGCAUCAGCGCUUGUGAGCGGAGCAACCAGCUGCAGCAGGCCUUGAGGCUCUUGAGGGAGAUGCGGAAGUCGCAGCUGGAACCCGAUGGCAUCAGCGUGAACUCUGCCCUGCGCGCCUGUGAGCGUGCUUCGGCCUGGGUGGAAGCCCUCCACUUGGCCUCUUUGUCCGAGCUGGACGUGGCCGGGCUGGUGGCAGUGACGGGAGCAUGUGCCUCGGUCCAUGCCAUGCUGCCGCGCUUGCUGUGGAAGGUGGACGUUUGGGGCAUGCGCUCCGCCUCAGAGGCCAACCAGCUUGCCAGGUUGGAGUCUGCGGGAGACAUCCAGCGCAAAAUGAGAAAGGACCACACGCAGUGUGCACCGCGCCUAACCAGGGUGAUGAGUUUGGAUGGUGUUUGGGCGCCAGUGGUGCCACUUCUGGUCACAUACAACCAGAGCGACCUCCUUUUGCUUUUCACGGAUGGGCUCACCGACAACCUUCAUUGGUAUGAGGUGUUGCGCAAAGUGGAUGAGGUGGUUGAGCGCUACGAAGGGCAAGGUGAGGAUGCUCGAAAGAUCUCAAAAGUGUAUAAAAGUGUGUGGCAAAGGCCCAACAAAUCACUUCCACCGCCUGAUUAG